Cryptosporidium ubiquitum is the source of this 702-nucleotide messenger RNA. RefSeq lists its product as uncharacterized. The record is from RefSeq and is a predicted model, not a curated record. Gene Ontology annotation, cellular component: plasma membrane; protein-containing complex. Gene Ontology annotation, biological process: establishment or maintenance of epithelial cell apical/basal polarity; heterophilic cell-cell adhesion. The transcript has 2 exons. NCBI's taxonomy places the organism in Eukaryota, Apicomplexa, Conoidasida, Eucoccidiorida, Cryptosporidiidae. The coding region runs from base 1 to 702 and encodes 233 amino acids.
AUGUUUUUUCCCAUUGAAAGUAACAAUCAUUUUACCACAAAAAACACAAAUUUAAUUAAUGAUGCUUCGAAAAAGUUCAGAGACCUCCAAACACUACCAUUUGAAUCAAUUUGUGCUGGAGACCAAACUCUUAAUUGCGGAAAUAAUGGAAAAUGUAUAUCUUUACCAAAUGUUUCCAAUCAAAACCAAUUCUUAUGUGUAUGUGAUGAUGGUUUCACUGGUCCAAAAUGUGAAACUGCUUGGGAUGCUUGUUUGAGUUCCGGACCCACUUCUCUUUGUUUAAAUGGUGGAAUUUGUACCAGUACUGAUACCCACCCAUUUUAUCAAUGUAAAUGUACUGUUGGAUUUACUGGGAACAAUUGUGAACUUGAAAAUAAUGUAUGUAAAACUAAUAACCCAUGUCAAAAUGGAGGGAAAUGUACAUAUAUUGGAGAAAAUUUACCCAUUUUAUGUACUUGCCUUACUGGAUACACUGGUGAUUAUUGUCAAAUCACUGUUGAACAUGGUAUUGGUGGAGCAGGAAUUCUGCUUCACCCAGGACAAAUCAUUAUGAUGUGGGCAUUCCUCAUAUUUGUCCUUGCCACCAUUCUAUAUUGUACAUUCUCCGUUGUUUAUGACAUAAUUGUACAAAUCAGGGCAAAGAAAAAGCAGAAAGAAAAAGAAGAUGUAGAAGAAGACGUUUCUUCCCCAACAAAUAAAUGA